Messenger RNA from Trichomycterus rosablanca, 3432 nucleotides. RefSeq names its product lymphocyte cytosolic protein 2a (gene lcp2a). The transcript has 17 exons. Bases 676 to 1917 code for a protein of 413 amino acids. Gene Ontology annotation, biological process: cell surface receptor protein tyrosine kinase signaling pathway; intracellular signal transduction. NCBI's taxonomy places the organism in Eukaryota, Metazoa, Chordata, Actinopteri, Siluriformes, Trichomycteridae. The record is from RefSeq and is a predicted model, not a curated record.
UUUCAAGUGAUUAAUUUUCCAUUGGCAUACUUGCAAAAGAUUUGUUAAGCUUCACCCCGGGGGAAAUGCUUUCUCAUUAAUGAACACUUACGUGUGAAAUGAACAUUGUCUGUUAUACUCAAGUCCCAACAUGCCGCUGGACAGUUACUAUAAUAACAUAGACAAAACUGCUGCUAACAGACUAUACUGAUGACAGAAAUCUAAAAUGAAUAAUUUAGUGAAAAGAACAUUGAGGUACAGGUGAUUGGAGAGCACAAAGCUGUAACAGUUAGAAAUACUGACCGUUCAACAGUAAAUAAUGUGAAAACAAGUUACACAUAAUGCAGAUCUGUAAGUGGUUAUAAACAUGCAGUGAGCAAUUAAAAUGUAGAGAUUUUAUUUGAGGUCACUUUCUCUACUUUCUCUUUUGCUGGAUCUCAUUCUCUAUUUUUCUUUCUGACAAAAUCCCAAUUGACAUCAUGCGCACUAUGUAGGUUGCACAACUGUCAUAUGUUACAGCCUACGUAUGUGGUGAACAGAAUGAGGAAAGCAUUUCUGAUUUGUCCCAAUUGUUUGUUUUAAAAUAUAUUUGUGUACAAAAAUGCUGAAAUUAUGCCAGUCCACCACUACUAAGAUCAGCAGUGAUAUCGGCCAGCCAGGCAUCUACACAGACAUGAUUGGCUAUGUUUGGCAGGAAUGGCCGAAGCCCUGCGAUGGAUUGGCGCCCUGCACCAUGUGUUUCCAGUGGAUGUGCCCCAGGAUGAUCAAGGAUGGGAUUCUGGAGAGUUUGACAGCGAGGAGGACUAUGAGAAUCCAAACUCAGACGAUGAUGAUGAUGGCAGUAAUAAUAUGCCAGAUUAUGAAGCAGCAGAUGAUGGAGGAGGAGAGAGUGAUAAUGACUACGAGCCUCCACCAAGUGAACCACCUGAAGACCUUCACCAUCACCAGAUCUGUCCUGCCAAGCCCAUGAGCAACAGUGACUACAUCGACCGGUCUUCAGUCAAAACCAGCCAACCACCAAUGCCUCCUGCACGACCUGGGCCUGGUUCUGGUCCUCCACCUCCAGCUCCAGGACGCCCAAGUAUUGGUGGCACAUUUCCAAAGCAAGAACAGUCCACUCUAAGGCCUCCUACUCCUGAUCGCAGUAAAAAGCCAGGUGGAAAUGCCAGUGCCCCAAACGAAAGGAUUGCCUCAAUGCCAAGAAGUGGUAGAAAUGUUGGACUGGAGAAGGUUCCAGAGCCUUCAAGAAUGCUUAAACCUCCACCUCUGACAGGAGUGCGCAGGAGUGCUUCCUCUGUCACCCCCAGUCCCUCGCAUAACAGACCUGAUCCCAGAAAUGAGCCUCAACAGAUUUUUGAUGACCAUGCCAGACCAAGCUUGUCCAACACUUUUCCACAUACCAAUCACGCCAGAAAUCCAUCACCAAGACCAGGUCCACAUGGGCACAGUGGUCAAACUGAAAGUGUUAGUAAAACUGCGUCUUUGCCCAUAAAACUGCCGAAUACAGCAAUAACCAGCCAGAGGGCCAGCUCAAGAAUGCCACCACAUCCAAUGAGACCCUCUGAGGUGGAACUGAGCCAGGAUCAGGAUAUGGACUCUUCUUGGUAUGUGGGACAGGUUACUCGAGGUCAGGCUGAGAGCAAUCUGAGACAGGUGAACAGGGAUGGUGCAUUUUUAGUACGAGACAGCUCAAAGGGCUCAGAGACCCAGCCGUACACACUCAUGGUGCUCUACCAGGACAAGGUGUUCAACAUUCAGAUCCGCAAAAAGGAAAAUGGCUUUCAGCUUGGAACUGGUCUUAAAUCUUGUGAGGACUUUUCAAGGGUCAGUGACAUCAUCAAGCAACACACCCAGAUGCCCUUGCUGUUGAUCGAUGCUAAGAACCGUGGCUCAUGUCAGCAGAACCAGUGUGCUUUGACUUACCCUGCUGGGUUUUAACCAUCUACCACAGUCACUGCACCUAGCAUAAAACAAUAGAAAAAACAAAAAGCCUCUGUUUACAUCUGCUUACAUACAGCUGAACUCAAAGGUUUACAUACAUUUGUGGAACAAAAACAUGAAGAACAUGGCUGUCUUAAUAAUGUAGGUCUGUUCUGAAUAUGUGCUGGGUCAAAAUUACAUGCAUCAAAUUUGAUUGUUUAUUUAGCGAUGUAAAAAUCCUUUAAUGGUAUUUAACUAAGGGACAUCGCCCUUCUAAUUAGGGAUUAUGAUAGCAUUAGACUUCUCUGUUCCCAUGUAAAUAGGGUUAGUUUGACUACACCCAUUAAAAAGUAAAUGGAACAGUGGUUUCUUUGCUAGAGUCAAGAAAAAAACCUAAUCUGUCAUCCUAUGCUGAAGAAAAUGUAUAUGGAUGGUAGGAUGUCACAAAAAACAGGUUUAAAUUAUGUUACAGUGUCUACAGUUAAGCAAGCUUUAAAUAGCCAUGGACUUCUAAACUCUCGCACAAGAAAGACAUGAUCAUGAGCUUUAACUGUACAAAAAUAAUCCACUUCACCCACAACAAACUUCAUAAAUGAAAAUGGACAAAGAAGUAUUUGUUUUAUAUCACUGUUAAAGAAAUCACUGAACAUGCCAUGACAUACAGUACAUGUUUUCUACAAGUGUAUAUAAACUUUGCAUGUAUGGAGUCAUAAACAAAUCUGGUUUAUAUUCUCAUAUAUUAAUUAGGUUUUAAAGGUAAAUAUUAAAGGUUUGUACAUAUAGAUGGAUUGUUUUGUUUCCAAUUCUAUUUUAUUAUAAUAACUGAAUAUUUAAUUUCUUUUGUUAUAGAACCCUUUUUAAAAUCUAAAAUAAUUUUCAAAGCAGCUAAAUAAAAUUCAUUUUAGGCAUUUUGGCAUUACAGAGAAUGACUUGGAAAAUGUUUUAAUUGUAUAUUCAAAAAAGAAAAAAAGACUUUCUGUGCAAAACGGCUUUUAAAACAUUAUUAUUAUAUUUAUUAUUAUUAUUAUUAUUAUUAUUAUUAUUAUUACUAACAACAUUUUGCCUGAACUACUGAUAUGCAUAAUGUGGUACGACCUCUAAAGUAAGUUUUUGUUUGUUUUCUUUAAAGAGCAGUAUUUUGAGCUAUAAAGAUAACUUUAAGUGACAUUUACGGUACAGUGACAUUAAGGUCAGCAACACUUUUACAAUUUCUUUAAAAAUGUUUUAAAUGGCAGUGAGGCUUGUUUACUAUUUCAGGUGGUUUGACCUCCAAAAUAUUGAAAAAAAGGUAGAAAACUUGAGCAUGUGAAUAGAAUCAUAUAAAAUUAUAAACACAACAUUUUAUGCAGUGCAGCAAGUACGGAUACAAGUUUUAGGUUUUUUAGUAGUUGUAUAUAUUUUUAAAAUAAGUAUAAAAUGAGUAUUAUUCAUGUGUAGUUGCACAGCUUGACAUUUUCUGAAUGGCAAAACUGAUUAUCUUGUUCUAAAAAAUUGCCUUUUUGAAAGCUAAAUAAAACAAUCAAUAAAUUGAUU